AUGCGCUGGGAGGAGCCGGAGACCAGUGAUUCAACAAAGAACAUCCAAUCUAUUUGGUGGCUGCUGGGGCAGGUAGCGGCGCAGGGUAGGGCCACUGAAAUGACGGCGGUUUUCGGGGGCACGACAAACGAUUUCCGGACUCAGGCUCGCGCCUUUCCAGGUGGAAAUGAUUCUCGAGGUGAUGAUGAAGCCUCCGCUGCGGCGCGUGGGUACUAUCGGCGGAUAACCACAUCUGGUCGCCGGUUUUCGUCCCUAGAAUCCCACUGCGACCGGAAAUUCACGUAG
Messenger RNA from Aspergillus tanneri, 285 nucleotides. RefSeq lists its product as uncharacterized. Lineage: Eukaryota; Fungi; Ascomycota; Eurotiomycetes; Eurotiales; Aspergillaceae. The transcript has 2 exons. The record is from RefSeq and is a predicted model, not a curated record. The coding region runs from base 1 to 285 and encodes 94 amino acids.